Punica granatum (pomegranate) is the source of this 1534-nucleotide messenger RNA. NCBI's taxonomy places the organism in Eukaryota, Viridiplantae, Streptophyta, Magnoliopsida, Myrtales, Lythraceae. The record is from RefSeq and is a predicted model, not a curated record.
CCACUAUUUAUUUUCCCUCUCUAGAAAUCUCCUCUCUGUAUCUGUUUAUCUGUGUGCGAUCUCGAAUUCUGCAAAGCUCAACGCUCCAUUGCAUGGCAGUUAGAUUGCUGGCGAAUGAAGUCUCCGACCUCUGCCUUGGGAAGCCGCCGCUGAGGUGCCUCUCCGUUUCCGCCACCGUCGCGGACGCAAUCGCCGCUCUGCGUAAGUCCGGCAGCGGCUGCGUCAGCGUCUGGAGCUGCGAUCACUCCUCCAAGGACGCCUUCUCCGGCGACUGUCAAUGCGUGGGCAAGGUCUCCAUCGUGGACAUUGUCUGCUUCCUCUGCAAAGAAGAGAAUCUCUCGUCCCCUUCCACCGCGCUCCAGUCGCCCGUGGAGGCCGUGGUUCCUAAGGUUCCUGGGCUGGUCAGGCACUUGGAACCGCAUUCGAGCUUACUGGAAGCCAUUGAACUGAUACUGGAAGGCGCACAGAAUCUCGUGGUCCCGAUCGUGUCCCGCUCCCUACCAAUCCCGAGGAAGAAGCUCCUCCAAAAACAGAACUCUACCCUCCACAACACCCGCCAGUAUUGCUGGCUCACCCAGGAGGACAUCAUCCGCUACCUCCUCAACUCCAUUGGCCUCUUCUGCCCCACUCCUAUCUGCCCCAUCAACUCCCUUGGCAUCAUCGAGACUGAGUCAAUCCUUGCUGUCCACUACGACGACCCUGCUUCCUCUACACUGCCCCUAAUCUCCAAGUCCCACAUAACCCAGAUCGGAAUCGGCAUUGUCGACUCCGACGGAAAGCUGAUAGGGGAGAUCUCUCCCUUCACUCUCGACACAUGUGACCUGACAGUGUUGGGUGCCAUCAAGACACUGUCUGCAGGGGAGCUGAUGGCGUACAUUGAUUGUGGUGGUCCCCCUGAGGACUUGGUCCAGAUUGUGAAGGAGAGGCUGGAAGAGAAGAAGUUGGGGAAGUUAUCCGAGUUCAUCGACGAAGAAGAGUCGGUUAAUGCUUACUCCUCCUCCUCUUCUGGUUCCUCUGAUGAGGAGUUUGGUUUGGGGAGGAGCGGGAGAUCAGGAGGGUAUUACUCAGCGAGAAUGGUGAGGAGGUCCGAGGCAACCAUGUGCUACCCAUGGAGCUCGCUCGUGGCGGUGAUGAUUCAGGCCCUCGCUCAUAGGGUAAGCUAUGUGUGGGUGGUCGAGGAAGAUGGGAGCCUCACCGGCAUAGUCACUUUCGCGAGCAUGUUGGAAGUAUUCCAUGAGAGGUUAAAAUCAAUGGCCUAAAACUAAGGAAUUGGUUUUGCCAUGUUCUUCUCUUUGUGCUGAACCAAACAUUUUGUUUUCAUAUAUGAAUAUGUAAUAUACAAGAACCUGGAAUGCGAUAUUCGGGAAUUAUCGUUGAAUUGAACUCUGUCUGGUGUUAGGACCUGCUGGACCACACCGUUUAGAUGAAUGAAGUGGUGAUCACUGCAAGCUAUCGUUGCAACUGACUCCGCUUACCCUGUUGUCAUCUGUAGCUCUUAUCAUAUGAAAAUUUAUUGCAUGAAGUCUUACCUUAA